CCACCCUAGCAAAAUUAGAGGCCAUAAUUAAUCAAACUAAUCAGCCCAAACCAACGGGCGAAACUCCUCAACCUGAGCGACCCAAGCCUAACUCCCCAGUAGACAAGCCAGAGAACCCUAUUGUAGAAAAUAAUAGAGAAUCUCAGGAAAAUAUUGAGGAACUGUCUCAUCUUCCUUUGGCCGAAGCCAAAAUUAAAGCCAAAAAGGAAAUUGAAACUCUAUUUGACCGCUACGGAGUUCAAGCCUCCCAACUAGAUACUGGGCUGUGA
This is a messenger RNA of Racocetra persica, 269 nucleotides long. Lineage: Eukaryota; Fungi; Glomeromycota; Glomeromycetes; Diversisporales; Gigasporaceae. The record is from the annotation of a GenBank genome assembly.